AACAGAAAAAAAAAAGAUAAUGCGAAAAUUUGUUGAGUUCAUUUAGGAUAAAUUCUUAAAGAUCCCAAAUAUCAUUCAUAAAUCAUAGCAUCGGUUCCUAGUUCCGGGAAGCGAUUAUGGGAAAAACUAUAAGCUGCUCUGUUUUCCUAGCUUUAGUAUCUUGUUUCUAUUUGCAGUUUGGAACUGCUUUAGAUAUCAUAACACCAUCAAAAUCCAUCAAAGACCCUGAAUCUAUAAUCUCCCAGAGUGGAGUUUUCCGAUUGGGGUUCUUCAGCUUUGCUAAUUCCAGCAAUCGUUAUGUAGGGAUACUGUACAAUCAAAUCCCCGUACUAACAGUGGCAUGGGUAGCAAACAGAAACAAGCCUCUCAAAGACUCUUCUGGGAUUCUCAACAUAUCAGAUGAUGGCAACCUUGUUGUUUUGAAUGGCAAAACUGAGAUUCUCUGGUCAUCGAAUGUUACCAAUACAGCUCCUAAUACAACAACUGCCCAGCUUUUAGACUCAGGAAACCUCAUCCUCAGUAAUGGUGACGAUGGAGGAAGCAGCUUAUGGGAGAGUUUUGAAGAUCUUUCUAAUGCCUUCAUUGAAACUAUGAAGAUCAGCACUGAUGUAAAAAAGGGUCGUCAAGUGGAGCUCAAAUCAUGGAAAAGCCCUAGUGAUCCAUCUGAUGGUAACUUUUCUUUUGGCAUUGAACCUUUCAACAUCCCAGAGGGCAUCAUUCGGAAGAAUAACCAGCUCUAUUUUCGGACCGGUCCGUGGAAUGGGAAUAUGUUUCUUGGCUCAAUACUUAUGACCGCCGUUUAUACUGAUGGGUUUUAUGUUGUUGCAGAUAAUCAACAACAAACGUUUUAUAUGGCUUUUGAAUAUUCUAAUGACUCUAUGUUGAUAUACUGUGAAUUAGAUUCUCAAGGAAAAUUCAUUGAACGGAGAUGGGAUGCGGGGAAAGGGAACUGGAUAAACAGGUACUCUAGUUUUCAAACAGAUUGUGAUAUUUAUGGAUACUGUGGGGCAUUUGGAAUAUGCGAUUCCUCGAAACGUUGCAGUUGCAUAAAGGGGUUUAAGCCUAGGAAUAUAGAGGAAUGGAGUAGAGGUAAUGGGAGUAGUGGGUGUUUUAGGACUACCCCUUUGCAGUGCCAAAGAGAUAACACCAAUGGCAGUGGAGGAGCAGGCCAAGGUGAUGAUGGGUUUUUGAAGAUGAUGGUGAAGAAAGUGCCGGCAUUCCCGGUCCGGUCAUCGAUAAUUAACGGCGACUGCAAAGAUCAGUGCUUAGAAAACUGCUCGUGCGUGGCUUAUGCGUAUGAUGCUGGCAUUGGUUGCAUGUUUUGGAGUGGAGAUUUGAUUGAUGUGCAGAAAUUCUCCACUAGCGGAGUCGAUCUUUACAAUCUUUACAUUCGUUUACGAUCUUCUGAACUUGAUAAAGGGAAAAAUACAAAGGUCAUUGUUAUUACAACAGUAAUUGCGGGCAUAAUCGUAAUUACAAUUUCUGCACUCUUCUUAUGGUGUAGGAUGGCUAAACAAAGAGAAAGGAAUGAAAAACGCAAACAUAUCAAACACAAAAUUUAUAGAGAAAAUUCAAUCGGAGUUAAACUCCAGCAGCUGCCACUAUUCAAUUUCAAACAACUUGCCAUUGCAACGAAUAAUUUCAAUCACGCAAAAAAGCUAGGCCAAGGUGGUUUCGGUUUGGUUUACAAGGGAAUAUUAGAUGAUGGAAAGGAAAUAGCAGUGAAGAGAUUAUCGAAAGCUUCGGGGCAAGGCCUGGAAGAAUUUGUGAAUGAAGUGGUUGUGAUUUCUAAGCUCCAACAUCGAAAUCUAGUUAGAUUAUUUGGGUGUUGUGUUGACAGAGAGGAAAAGAUGCUCGUCUACGAGUACAUGCCCAACAAAAGUUUGGACUCUUUUAUCUUUGAUCCGGUUAAACAAAAAAUCUUGGAUUGGAAAAAACGCUUUAACAUUAUUGAAGGGAUCAGUCGAGGAUUGCUUUAUCUUCAUAGAGAUUCAAGACUGAGGAUUAUACAUAGAGAUCUAAAAGCUAGUAAUGUUUUACUCGACCGAGAGUUAAAUCCAAAAAUUUCAGAUUUUGGGAUGGCUAGGAUUUUUGGAGGCAAUGAAAAUCAAGCCAACACUAAAAGGGUUGUUGGAACUUAUGGUUAUAUGUCUCCCGAAUAUGCAAUGAGAGGGCAGUUUUCAGAGAAAUCAGAUGUGUUCAGCUAUGGAGUUCUACUACUGGAGAUUAUUAGCGGAAGAAGAAACAUAAGCUUUCACAAUAGGGAUGAUCUUGGCCUCUUGGGAUAUGCAUGGAAAUUAUGGAAUGAAGGCAAUAUUUGGAACUUAGUAGACAAGGCGAUUUCAGAGUCCGAAUCAGAUUCAAAGAAUGAGAAAGAGAUAUGGAGAUGCAUAAAUGUUGGUUUGCUAUGCGUUCAAGAAUAUGCUAAUGAUAGGCCAACUAUGUCUACUGUUGUUUCAAUGCUUAAUAGUGAGAUUUCAGAUCUUAACACUCCAAAACAACCUGCUUUCACUCAAGCACCACUAAUAAUCCAAGUUGUUAAAAAUACGGAUUCAAUUAAUGAUGUAACUCUUACAAAGGUUAAUGGCCGAUGAAGAUGCAAAUUAACAAUACUGAAGUUUAUUUUUAUAUUUUGUUUUGAUUUA
Gossypium raimondii (Peruvian cotton) is the source of this 2645-nucleotide messenger RNA. Its product is annotated as G-type lectin S-receptor-like serine/threonine-protein kinase At1g11330. The transcript is spliced from 7 exons. NCBI's taxonomy places the organism in Eukaryota, Viridiplantae, Streptophyta, Magnoliopsida, Malvales, Malvaceae. Gene Ontology annotation, biological process: recognition of pollen; protein phosphorylation. Gene Ontology annotation, molecular function: ATP binding; protein serine/threonine kinase activity. The record is from RefSeq and is a predicted model, not a curated record. Bases 117 to 2594 code for a protein of 825 amino acids.